GCUCUGUGCGGUUUUACAGUGGCGGGAAAAUCUAAAAUCCUCAGACAUUUCAACGUCUAUGGCCAGAAGACGCCUAAGGCUGCACUGCUCAUCCGACGAAGAAGAUGCAGAAAGCCAACAACAACCCCAAUACGAACCUCCACAAGGAAGCUCCGCCGUCCGUAACCAACCCGUGACAGUAUCUCCUCCUGACCCUAACCCCGCCGAGCCACUCGCGAUCUCCGACGACGAUUUCGUCGAUGCCGGUGAAAGCUUGACUCCUUCUCCGGUGGAGGAAACGUCUGCACCGCUUACAUCAGUGGAGAGCUAUGGCUCUCCGAUUGCUGACUUUCUUUUAGGGAUGGGACUCAAAUUGAGGAGAGAGUGGCUGGAUUCCUGCGUUCAAGGAUUAGAGAGCUCGGUCCCUAGGUUUUUGAAUCUCGAUAUUUCUGAAAAGGCGAAGCUUUGCUUUCAACAAUUCUUGCUUUCUGAUAUGAAUUACUCCGGCGGCGGUAUUCUUCCUGAAAAUGUUGAUUCUAUGCGUCUUGUUGAUCUCAAAGGACCCUUUGUUUUGCAGGUUGAUGAGAUAGUAAAUAUCAGUUGUCCGCUCAAGGGAAGGUAUCAGGAUACACCUGGACUCAAGAGGUGCCUUAAAUUAUCCAUUACAGAUGGUGUUCAACGCGUGUUCGGCAUGGAAUACAGGCCUAUCAAAGAUCUUCAAGUUUUGACUCCUGCUGGAUUGAAGGUAGUUAUCUGUAAUGUGCAUAUACGACGUGGGCUUCUUAUGCUGGUUCCUGAAAGUUUAGAAAUUCUAGGGGGAGUGGUUGAGGACCUAGAAGCUGCACGACAGCGCCUUGUUGCUGAAGUAAACAAGCCACCUAGGGGUAAAAGAACAAAGACAGGACUGAUUCUUCCUUUAGCAACUAGAGCAACUCUUGCUGCAUUGCCACUGAAUGGUGUUAAUUCUGUUGAGCCAACUAACACUUUAAUAUCUCAAAACUUGGCUCCUUUUUGGACAGAUGAAAGAGGUGCUACUUUGGUUUCAUCUAGCACUGUUACUGAAAGAACUGUAGAGGAUCCCACUGCUCGUACGGGUGGGGCGAAUGCUGCGCCUAAUUCAUCAUCGGAUGUUGCUUUGGAUGUUGAGAGGAUGCAUAUUGAUAGUGUUUCCAAUAGCAGGGAAAAUGCUAUGUCAAAUUCAAACUUGAAUACCGCACCAGAUAACGAGCACAUCCAUGUGGUUGAACAUCCUCUCAUACUGUUGGGAGACCGAGAAGUCCCCUUUACCUACUUAGCUAGUUUGUCAGCCAAGUGGGCUGCUAUUAAAGAUAAAGCUACGUAUGUACAGGGAAAAAUUAAGUGCUUCUUGACUGGUGUCAAGGGAUUCCAGUAUAAGCAAAGGACAAUUUACGAGCUUCUAUGUUAUGUUGACGAUGGUAGCCUCAUCUCCGAGAUCCUCAUUGAUCACAAUGUUGUGCAGAAAGGAAUAGGCCGUUCUCCGCAAGAGGUCACUGCAGCUCUUUCUUCUUCAGACAAACAAAUAGUUAGUGGUAUGAAGGAGACUAUGAGGCAGUUUCAGGCAUUUUUAGCACAUUUUGAGGGUUUGAUGCUCGUAGAGAUAAACAGAACAACUCCUCUCCCAAUUGCCAAGGAGAUGACCCAGGGCUGUCCUGCAUCUGAUGCAAGAUUGCUUCUUAGAAGAUUGACGCCUUCUUCGUGCCGAACUCCGGAGCACCGGCCGUCGGAUCCCAUCGAGAUAUCCCAUUAAUUGGCUUCAUGAUAUGAGUACGUCAGUUUAUG
Molecule: messenger RNA, 1779 nt
Organism: Hibiscus syriacus
Lineage: Eukaryota; Viridiplantae; Streptophyta; Magnoliopsida; Malvales; Malvaceae
Product: recQ-mediated genome instability protein 1-like
Exons: 8
Coding region: 59-1747 (562 amino acids)
Biological process (GO): resolution of meiotic recombination intermediates; double-strand break repair via homologous recombination
Cellular component (GO): RecQ family helicase-topoisomerase III complex; nuclear body
Molecular function (GO): nucleotide binding
Source: RefSeq, a predicted model, not a curated record